CUUCCCGCUCCCCUAUUCUCUGCCUGAAUCAGCCUUGCCAUAUGCCUCAGGAUUGAACAUCUACUGACGUUUCUCUCACCGGUCGUUACCUAAACUCGCACAAAUUCGUCCGGCAGUGUCAGCUAUCUUGUAUCUCACCGGUUUUCGUUUCUUUUCGAGUCACGCAACGCGAGCCAGCGUCUUUGGGAUGCCUACCGGUGACAGCAGCGAAGCGAGGCCUUCGAUCGCUGAGGCGACUGCGGAAAAUGGCCGGUCAUUCGUCCCGCGCUCUCAGCAGCCUGACAGUUCUAUCUCGAAGUUUGAUGUGGGUGCAAAGGCCUGGCUGCAAGACGAGGAUUGUGACCGACCCCUCUGCGAGGUGAUUGUUAUUUCCAAGAGGAGUCUUCGUGGGACUUUCCAGUAUCAAGUAAAAUAUAAAGAAACUGAAAAGACUGUGAAAGAUCCGGAUGGUACCGAUUGGUUUCCAGAGACUCAACUCACGGUGAACAAGCCGAUGUUCUGAUGAGGUAAUUGCUUGG
Molecule: messenger RNA, 518 nt
Organism: Cucurbitaria berberidis CBS 394.84
Lineage: Eukaryota; Fungi; Ascomycota; Dothideomycetes; Pleosporales; Cucurbitariaceae
Exons: 3
Coding region: 188-502 (104 amino acids)
Source: RefSeq, a predicted model, not a curated record